UGGCAACUGCACGAAAAUGUUACUGAGAGCAAACGCGCGCGUCGCGGUGCCGGCUUCGGAUGCAAAAGCGUGUUCGUGUUCGUUCAGGACCAGGACUAGCCGGUCGUCGUUUUAAUUUUGUUCCUAAUUCACUGUUCAAUUUGUUUUUGGAAAAUUGUAAUUUUGUUAAUUAGUGUACCCAUAAAUCGUACAGGCAACAGGAAAUCACAAUGGAUGAUUCAACUUCCGCCCAGCAACAGGGCUUUUCUUCCGACUCGAUGGAAUCGACCACGGACCGAAAGCGCCGCCAUUCAACGACUCCGAGCGAUGUCCUCGAAGUACCUGAUUCAAAUGUUCAGCCCGCCGUAGGAGGAAUGUUCCCUUACAUGUCGCGUGCGGAACGUGAGUUUCAAGAAGCCAUCUCACGCGAUCGACUGCGCCGAUUGGAAUUUCUCGAGGGACAAUUCUCUCAGUUUACCAAGUUUGCCGAACAGCGUAACCUGAAGCGGCCUCAGAAAACGGGACGGGUGGCUGAAGACUCGAACAAUAACAACAGCCAUGACAAAAAGCGAGGUCGAUCUCGAAAGCAAGUGCUAUCGCGUUUCGAAAUCGACCAGGAUGACCAGCAGCUAUCGAUGCAAUUUACCGAAUCGCCAGAAUUUAUCACGGGACAAAUGCGCAACUACCAGAUCGAAGGGCUGAACUGGCUGAUAACGCUUUUCGACAACGGAAUCAACGGUAUCUUGGCGGACGAGAUGGGUCUGGGAAAGACGCUGCAAGCGAUUUCGAUUAUCGGAUACCUGAAGCAUUACAAGAAAAUCACUGGACCGCACGUCGUAAUCGUUCCGCUAUCGACGAUCGAUAACUGGCAACGCGAAUUCAAACGCUUUCUACCUGAUGUUCGCGUUCUACGAGGACACUGCCGGGGAGAUAAACGAGAGCUACAUCAAGCUCUAACGGCAACGCAUCGUUCAUGGGACGUCGUGAUAACCGCAUAUCAUUUCUUCGUCUCGGAACAUGGCUACUUCAAGCGGUUGAACUACCAGUACGUAGUGUUGGACGAAGCACAGCGAUGCAAAAAUGAGGACACGCGACUGUCUAAAGUGCUCCGCCAGACGACCUACCGUAACUUGCUGUUCAUGACCGGAACACCGAUCAACAACAAUUUGCACGAGCUGUGGGCUUUGUUGAAUAUGUUGUUACCAGAUUAUUUCAAAAAUUCGGAAGACUUCGAUGAGUGGUUUAAGGUGGAAGACUGCAUCGACCCAAACCACGAAAGAGCCGUGAGGCUAAAAAACAUCCUGCAGCCGAUCAUGCUGCGACGCAUCAAAGCCGACGUCGAGGUGGACAUUCCGCCCAAGAUUAAGACUACGCUUUUCAUUCCGCCAACACGGCAGAUGAAUUACUGGUCCAAGAAAGUGCUGUGUAAGGACGUUAAACUCUUGAAAGGAAAUGGCACUUUUAUGAAAUUCAGCAUGAGGAAUGUGUUUCCAUAUCUGCGUCAGGUAACUCUGCAUCCCUAUCUGAUUCCGGAGGAAUCGGAAGGAAUGGUCUACGUUAGCCAAGACGCAGUGGACUGCGCGUCCCGAAUGAUCGUGUUGGAUAAAUUGUUGAGCAAACUCCAUCAGCGUGGAGCCCGUGUCUUGCUGUUCACGCAGUUUGUCAUUAUGUUGGACGUGCUUGAGGACUACAUGGAAUGGAAAGGCUACAAGUACAAAAGGAUGCAGGGUACCACCCAGCAGGAAGAUCGGCAGCCUAUGAUCGAUGAGUUCAACGCGCCCGGAUCGGACACUUUUAUUUUCAUGAUCACUACUCGAACCGGUGGCAUCGGAAUCAACCUGCAAUCGGCCGAUACGGUUAUUUUCUACGAUCUCGACUGGAAUCCACAGGCGGACUUCCAGGCCGAGGACCGCGCUCAUCGAAUCGGACAGACCAAGCAGGUGCACGUCAUCCGCUUCACCGUGGUUGGAACCGUGGACGAGUAUGUGCAUACUUGUUCAAAUCGUAAACAAGCCCUGGACAAGGCCAUCGUGCGGAAAAGCCUGGGAGAUGCCGUCGAGUUCGCUGCCAUCGAUCAUCACCGGAAGAAUCUGGAGAACGUUAACUGUAUUGACGAGUCGGCGGUCGACGGACCGCUCAGCGAAAUGUUUGCCGAAAUCGAUCGUGGCGAGAGGAAUGCCAGGGACAACACGCUGUUGAAAAGCAUUCGCUUCAAAUCCAAGUCAACGCGGUCGCCAUCGGAGGAACGGGAACUCGAAAGCAUCAAGCCGGCUUCGUCGGAGUUCGUGCCGCAGUUUGACCUACCUCGGCUAAGACCACGCAAGAAAAUGCGUUAUUAUGGGAAGCACCAAGAUAUUGACCUCAGUCAGGACUGAAGCGAAUCGUGUGCCAUAAAAUGGCCAAAUUUACUUUACUUUCCAGUAUUUGUAUUAAGUUUUACUCAUUCCAGUUACCAUUGCCAGAAAAGAACUCUAAGUUCACAUUGAGGCUUACCACAUCACAUUCUCAUGUAUUGACUUUACUAUUUGUGUUUUUUGUUUUGUUAUAUAUCUUCCGUACCUGAUGAAAGAAACUUGAAUUUCAAUAAAGACUAAGUGACCUGCCAAACA
This is a messenger RNA of Aedes albopictus (Asian tiger mosquito), 2588 nucleotides long. RefSeq names its product chromatin-remodeling complex ATPase chain Iswi. Gene Ontology annotation, molecular function: ATP-dependent chromatin remodeler activity; DNA binding; ATP binding. The record is from RefSeq and is a predicted model, not a curated record. Bases 210 to 2354 code for a protein of 714 amino acids. Gene Ontology annotation, cellular component: nucleus. The transcript is spliced from 3 exons. Lineage: Eukaryota; Metazoa; Arthropoda; Insecta; Diptera; Culicidae.